This is a messenger RNA of Diutina rugosa, 1989 nucleotides long. RefSeq lists its product as uncharacterized. The record is from RefSeq and is a predicted model, not a curated record. The transcript has a single exon. Lineage: Eukaryota; Fungi; Ascomycota; Pichiomycetes; Serinales; Debaryomycetaceae. Bases 1 to 1989 code for a protein of 662 amino acids. Gene Ontology annotation, cellular component: nucleolus. Gene Ontology annotation, molecular function: chromatin binding. Gene Ontology annotation, biological process: DNA replication initiation.
AUGGCGAAGCGGAAGAGGCUGGACAUCCGCGAGGAAAAGAAGAAGGCCCGGCUAGCUCUCGACGAGCAGCUCAACACGGGUGUUUUCACCAAGGACUUUGAAAACGAUGAAAUGGACUACGAGCUCCAGCCACGGACGCUAGCCCGCGCCAAUACCGUGGAAGGGUUACCGAUUAAACGGGCUGACGGGACCAUCGAACGUGUGGUGAGAGAAGCCGACGUCAAACCUGAAUCGGAUGAUGACGAUGAUGAGGACGACGAAGAUGGCGAAGGCGAUGAAGGCGCUAACGGUGAAGAAGAAGACGGCGAAGCUGAUGGCGAGAGUGCUAACGAAGAAGACGAAGAGGAAGACGAUUUAUCUCCGACCCAAAGACUCGUGAUGCUCAAAGAGGAAAUUGCUGAUUUGGCGGGGAAACUCAUGGAAGACCCCGAAGAGAACUUAGCUGCCCUCACUCGUCUCAACCGUAUGGCCACCUCCAAGAACCCUGUUACUGCCCAGUUGGCGGUGCUUGCUUUGGUGCCGAUAUACAAGUCGCUUGCCCCUGGCUACCGUAUCCGUCAACUUUCUGAAAUGGAACAGAAAGAGAGAGUUUCGAAGGAAGUGGCUCGUCUCCGUGCUUUCGAACAAAACCUCGUCAGUAACUACCAGAAAUACCUCGACUUGCUCCAAAAGCUCGUCAGACUGAAGGAUAACGUCCACAUUGCCCGGGUGGCCGGCAAAGCUGCCUGUGAGUUGGCUGGCUCGCUUCGCCACUUCAACUUCCAUCGCCAGCUCAUUGAGAUUGUUGUCGGUCGUCUCCGAAAUCGGCCCGCUAACCCUGAGGAUUUGGCCGUGUACACUCGCUCGGUCGAAGUGUUGGAGCUGUUGCUUGAAGACGACGUCGACGGUGCUGUGACUGUAGACGUGGUGACGGUACUUUCACGGGUUAUCAAACUCCUGUACAGAGUUGAUGAACUGGCACUCAAUGUUCUCCUCCAUCUCCAGCUUUUGAGAGACUACAACCCUGAGGCCACGGUGCUGGCGAAACGGAAACACAUGGUGCAGAAGAAGGAUAGAGUCCACUUGCUGAAAAAGCAACGGAAGGCGAGAAAGGAGAUGAUUGAAAUCGAGGAAGAGAUGAGCAAAGCCAAGCAGGAAGUCACCGCCGAGGAACGCGAGCGUAACCAGGCCCAGGUGUUGCAAGCCGUGCUCAAGCUCUACUUACAAAUCCUUAAAGCUGGCAUCCACGAAGGCAACCGCAAUGCCCGUAACUUAUUUGGCUCGGUGCUUGAAGGGCUCGCUAAGUUUGGUCGCAUGGCCAAUUUCGAUUUAUUGGGUGAUUUCUUUGAGGUACUUAAAGAGAUCAUGGGCGAUAUGACCCUGGGAGAAGAAGAAGUUGACGUCAGACUCUUGCUUUUGUGUGCCGCCACCUGCUUCACACUUUUGCUCAACCACGCCGAUGUCGGUAAGGUUGCCAUCGACAUGCUGUCGGUGGUGCAAGUGGUGUACCAGCUGCUUGACGCCAUUGGCUUAGACGCUGACAUCGAGUACUCGCACAAGACGCUCAGAUUGGCGGAUCCGUUAACCCUGGAUAAGCCCACCGUCAAUGUAUCCACUACAGCUGAGCUUUUGUUGCGGACACUCGAUGCCACGUUUUUCAAGCUGAGAAAUGGUACUCCUGUGCGGGCAUUAGCAUUCACCAAGCGGCUCUACAUGGAGCUGCUCCACUUACCAGAGAAGCUGGCGCUUGCCGUGCUCAAAUUCAUCGGUAAGCUCAUGGCUCGUUUCCCCGGGAUCGGAGCCCUUUACUCCACCGAGGAGCUGCUGGGUGAGGGCAACUAUAUUUUGGGCAUUGAGUCCAAUCUCCGCUCGGAAGUGGUGGAGGUGGCCCGCUCCCAGCCCGAGGCAGCGACGUUGUGGGAAAACGUGUUGCUCGACAAGCAUUACAACCCCCAGGUGCGCGACGGGCUGAGGCUGUUGAUGAAGCAGCUGAAGGAAACCAACAAGUAA